Molecule: messenger RNA, 561 nt
Organism: Cryptococcus wingfieldii CBS 7118
Lineage: Eukaryota; Fungi; Basidiomycota; Tremellomycetes; Tremellales; Cryptococcaceae
Exons: 3
Coding region: 1-561 (186 amino acids)
Molecular function (GO): zinc ion binding; nucleic acid binding
Source: RefSeq, a predicted model, not a curated record
AUGUUUCGCGGUCCUCGUUCAUUGCAGAACAACACAAAAGCAUCCUCCAACACCCGCUGCCAGAAAUGUCUAAAACUCGGGCACUUCACCUACCAAUGCAAGAACGCUCAACCCUAUGUACCUCGACCCUCCCGCUCUAAACAGCUUGAAUCCGGUUCAUUUGGACGGGACAAGCCGAGUGUGGAAGUGCCGGAUGAGUUCAAGAAUGAGGGCAAGGGGCUAGCAGACAAGAUCUUGGCGGCGAAGGAGGCGGAGAGGAAAAAGCAAGAGGAGCUGAAGAAGGCAAAGUCGAAGAAAGGAAAGAGCAGUAGCAGUAGGCGCAAGAGAGGCGGAAGCAGCUCCGAAUCUUCGACCGAGUCCGAUUCCGAUUCAUCAUCAUCAGUGUCCAGCCGCUCCCGUACCCAUCGACGCCGACGCUACUCCUCAUCUGUUUCCCCUCACCUCUCAGCCUCCCCAAGACGGCAGAAAUACGACUCGGGCGACGAAUUCGAAGGUGAUAGAAAGCCAAGGCGUCGUUCACCCUCGCCUUCUGUCUCGCGUUCCCCCAGGCCUCAUCCUUGA